CGUUCUCACUUCGCGCCGGUGGCGCCAGGGUCCGAAGAUGGCGGCGCGCAAGGGUAGGCGGCGCACGUGUGGCAGCGGGGAACCCAUGGAGGCCGAGUCCAGCGACGCAAGGACCGAAGGCCCGGCCCAGGUCUACCUUCCCGGGCGGGGACCGCCGCUGCGCGAAGGAGAGGAGCUGGUCAUGGACGAGGAGGCUUACGUGCUGUACCACCGAGCGCAGACUGGUGCCCCCUGUCUUAGCUUCGACAUAGUCCGCGAUCACCUGGGCGACAACCGGACAGAGCUUCCUCUUACACUUUACCUGUGUGCUGGGACCCAGGCGGAGAGCGCCCAGAGCAACAGACUGAUGAUACUUCGGAUGCAUAACCUGCAUGGGACAAAGCCCCCGCCAUCGGAGGGCAGCGAUGAGGAGGAGGAGGAGGAGGAGGAGGAAGAUGAAGAGGAUGAAGAAGAGCGGAAGCCUCAGCUGGAACUGGCUAUGGUGCCCCACUAUGGCGGCAUCAACCGAGUCCGGGUGUCCUGGCUGGGCGAGGAGCCCGUGGCCGCUGUGUGGUCAGAGAAGGGCCAGGUGGAGGUGUUCGCCCUGCGGCGGCUUCUGCAGGCAGUGGAUGACCCGCAGGCCCUGGCGACCUUCCUCCGGGACGAGCAGGCCCGGGUGAAGCCCACCUUUGCCUUCUCGGGCCACAUGGGCGAGGGCUUUGCACUGGACUGGUCGCCCCGUGUGUCUGGGCGCCUGCUAACUGGUGACUGUCAGAAGAACAUCCAUCUCUGGACACCUAGGGAUGGCGGCUCGUGGCAUGUGGACCAGCGGCCAUUCGUGGGCCACACGCGCUCUGUGGAAGACCUGCAGUGGUCCCCGACUGAGGACACGGUGUUCGCCUCCUGCUCGGCCGACGCCUCCAUCCGCAUCUGGGACAUCCGGGCCGCCCCCAGCAAGGCCUGCAUGCUCACCACCGCCUCCGCCCACGACGGGGACGUCAACGUCAUCAGCUGGAGCCGCCGGGAGCCCUUCCUGCUUAGCGGUGGCGACGACGGGGCCCUCAAGGUCUGGGACCUGCGCCAGUUCCAGUCUGGCUCCCCACUGGCCACCUUCAAGCAGCACGUGGCCCCCGUGACCUCUGUCGAGUGGCACCCCCAGGACAGCGGCGUGUUCGCGGCCUCGGGUGCAGACAACCAGAUCACGCAGUGGGACCUGGCCGUGGAGCGGGACCCCGAGGCGGGCGACGCGGAGAGCGACCCCACGCUGGCGGACCUCCCCCAGCAGCUCCUGUUCGUGCACCAGGGCGAGACCGACCUGAAGGAGCUGCACUGGCACCCACAGUGCCCCGGGGUCCUGGUCAGCACCGCGCUGUCCGGCUUCACCGUCUUCCGCACCAUCAGUGUGUGACGCCGCCAUGCCUCUCUUGGGGACUCACGUUCCAGCAGCUUCCCCUGGAGGGGCCUUGCGCUUUCGGAUCUGUGCUCCGGCCCCGCCCGAUAGAAGGACCUAGUCCAGCCCAUGCGCCGCCGUGACGGGUUCUGUUGGCUGUGCUGUUCUUGCAAAGGACCCGGUUUGGUCCCGGGACCCCUCUCACCAAAGGCUGGGGUUGGACCCGUGCCUCAGAAAAACUACAUGGCUUGCUCCAGGAACCCUGGGAGCCAAAGGCUUGGUUUUGACUUGGUGCCCCCUCUCACCAGAACACUUGGUUUCACCCUGUGCCCCCUGCCUGUCCGAGGACUCUGGCCUGUUUCCCAGGGGAGCCUGGCGUGGCCUUGCGGGCCAUGGACGCUUUGUGAGCUGGGGACCUGGCCAAGGCCACCAGUCUCCCCCUGGGGGACCUCGAGCACUUUACCGGGGGGAGUGGGGGGGUAGGUUCCUCUAGCGGAAUCCAGGGUGGCUCUGUGUCUUCCCUCCAUUGAAGUUGGGCCAGGACUUCCCCGGGGGGGGGGGGGGGGGGGGGGGGGGGGGGGGGGGGGGGGGGGGGGGCGGGUAAUGUGUGGGUCUGCCCUCCCUCCUGUGUCCAAGGCGCGCACUAUGCCAGGAACGAAGGGCAGGGGCUCCUGACGCAAUGAAAGACCUGAACGAGG
This is a messenger RNA of Suricata suricatta (meerkat), 2067 nucleotides long. RefSeq names its product glutamate rich WD repeat containing 1 (gene GRWD1). The coding region runs from base 38 to 1387 and encodes 449 amino acids. Lineage: Eukaryota; Metazoa; Chordata; Mammalia; Carnivora; Herpestidae. The record is from RefSeq and is a predicted model, not a curated record. The transcript has 7 exons. Gene Ontology annotation, molecular function: protein binding.